Molecule: messenger RNA, 3317 nt
Organism: Porites lobata
Lineage: Eukaryota; Metazoa; Cnidaria; Anthozoa; Scleractinia; Poritidae
Source: the annotation of a GenBank genome assembly
AAACCAAACUUCGUUGCGGCUAUCACAAGGCAAACACUGCCCUCAACUGUGGUGAACGUGGCGAGGGAGAGAAAAGAAGAGAGCCAUUUUUUGAAUGGAGUGAUACAAGGAAACACAGCACUUAUUACUUCCGCAGCAGCAGCUUUAGGACAACAGGGAAAUGGCACUCGUCUCCAAAUCCCUUCCUUCUCACAACGUUGAAAUCAGUUAAUCUUUGCUGCCAACAUCAGCACUCCUCUGCUUUCCCGCCCGGUUAUGUCAGCUGCUUUGAUUUUUUUUUCUUUUUAUAAUUCAAAGAUUCUUCAGCUUUUCAAAAUCAAAUGCCUGUUAUGUCAGAACGAGUGUAUUUCCCUCUUGAUGAACCAUCCUUGCAUAGAAUACUGUUCCUGUCGAGGCGAGGUAUGAAGUCGGAGGUGUCUUUAAUGAGCGCUCCGUAUAUGAUGCUGACUUAGAAUCUAGUUCAGUUUAAUUUAAGUCAGUUGCUUUAUGUCGUACAAUAAGUACAAAGAAAACUUAAAACUAAAGGAAGAAAUUAAAUUUUAGCCGUAAAUAGGGAACUCUAGAAACUUAAAGUGAUAAUCGAAGAACGGCGGCUUCAAGAGGACAUCAAACAGCUUGGAGACGCUAAAACAAGACGUGGAAUUAUUUCACAUCUGUUGAUCGUCGAAGAAAGGAAUCGCUCUAUGUGGUGCUCCUCUGGCUGGGUAUAACAGGCCAAAUAAUGAAGUGCCCACCCCUCCCUGGGUUUGAUCUACCGAGUUUGUGCUACCGCUUUCAUGGGGAAACCGAAACUACGCACCGACCUUGUGCAGUUACGCAUAUUACGUGAGCUACACGUUAGCCUUUUGAAAAAAAGGCUAAUUCGUGAUAAUUCCGCCUGAAUAACUAGGCAGUCGUGCGUACCAACCAGAGGAUGGAUGGUUGCACAGCGGGCGGCAUUUCACAAAGCUCAGUUCAAAUAUGUAGUUGCUGAGUUUGCUGUAACAAAACUAGUCAACGUCUUUGAUGCUUGUUCAUUGAGUAUACUAAAGAAAUUUCAGCUUGUGAUAACCACUGCGAAAAUCGGCGUUGUUUGAUAGAAGAAGAGGUAAGUAAAGUGAAACUUUUUACAAGUAGUGCCGCAGGAAAUGUCGCGAAGAAUCGCGUGAUUUUUGCGACAUUUAAUUGUGUAUUAAUUGGCCCAUGCAUACUGGGAGGCGUUUUUAUAAAAUUAGGAUAUGAUACGAUUCCAGGUUUGAAGUUAUAAGAGUUGUUGAGUUAAAAAAUGCAUUUCCUCGAAAAGAUCGAAAAACAAUUUGUCAUAUAUUGUAAGCAAAGGGGUCUGUGAUGAAUUAUUUGUAACGACAAAAAGAGUUGUUGAAUGAAAAAAAUACAUCUCAUUUAGAGCUGUAAGGACUUGGAAAUUUUCUGGCAUUUCGGUGUAAGUAAGGGGCUCUGCCUUCAGUUACCGAGUCGUACGGCUAAACAUAGUCGCUGUCGAGUCGACAUGCAGAAACAGAGGAGUGAAUUAACAUCAAGGAAAGUUGGAGUGAAAUUUUAUAACUUUUAUCGUAUUACUGAGGAAUACCUAGUCUGCCUAUACUAUUGUGUUGUAUUUAAACGUUCUCCUUGCACCAGUAGGGAGAACAUUACUUGUUGUGGUGGUAAUAUUGGUUCUCUGAUAACUACCCAAAGUGGGUGACGUCACGUCUCAGCGAUCUUUGAAAAGGAGGACCGUUGAACUUUUGUUCGCCAUCCAUCGAGAAAUGUGCAAAUUUUUUAAGAACACAUUCUUUAAUAUGUACACCUUUAUGUCAACAGAGAUCAAAACUAUUUUAAAUAGCACUCGUCUCCAAAUCCCUCCCUUCCCACAACGUUGAAUUAUUCUUUGCUGCCAACAACGGCACUGCUUUUCUGCCUCAUUACGUCAGCUGCUUUGAUGUUUUUUUUUUUUCAUUUUAUAAUUUAAAGAUUCUUCAGUUAGCUUUUCAAAAUCAAAUGCCUGUUAUGUCGUCAUGACUGUAUUCCAUUUCGUAGUGUCCACUAAAUGAACCAUGUCUGUUAAUCGUCGAAGAAAGGAAUCGCACUAUAUGUCAUGCUCCUGACCAGCUGGGUAUAAAUCAGUAAAAACAAGAAAUCACUGACGAGUGUGGCCGCAAGAAAUUUUAUGUAUCAUUGUUGAAGUCCUUUAACGGAACAACACUGUUGACUGUUUAAUUGACUGUUGACUUUUCAUGAAUUGUUUUAAAUUUUACAGACAAAUUAAAGAACUGAUCCUCUGCCCGCAGUGUGGAGGCGAGCAGUAGGUACUUGUAUAUUAUAUACAAAUACAAAGCUCAAAAAAGAAAAUUAAAUUAUUAAUAAGUUUACAAUUAUGUAUAUUGUAAAAUAAAAAAAUUGCAAGUAUGAGAAGCCGAGUUCUUAAGAGAUUUUCGUUAUUAGUCAAGUAAAUCAAUAUAAUCAUCUCCUCUCCUUCAACUUGUUGUUCUCAACCUUCAGUGAUUAAACCGUUGCUUUUGCCAUUUUAUUUGCUUUUUUUAAAGCCUUCUGUCACAAAAUUAGGUCAACAUUUCAGGAGCUCGGAAAACUAAGUCCGUAUCCUACGCUCAAAUCUCUACCAAGUUAUUGACAAUCGAUUAUUUAGGCUUGAUUGCUGAAAUAUUUAGACUUUGAUCAGCCUUGGGGGGCAUUCAAAGGGAGUUUGGGUACUAGGUGUACCGCCGAGUCCUUUUGGCAACAAAAAUGACUCAUUUCGCUUCCUUGUUUAAAGCAAAAGGUCUAAUUUGAAUUCACGACCCUGGUUCAUUUCGUGAAAUUGUAUAACCUAGUUGUUUAAGACUCAUGGCCUUGAAAACCGGCAUACUCUGUUCAGCAACACAUACCCGUCUAGGCCAAAUAAGUUAGUGCCCAACCCACCCCACCCCGGGCUUGAUCAAUAAUGCUUACAUCUUCUGUAAUAAACCAAACUUCGUUACGGCUAUGACAAGGCGAACACUGCCCUCAAAUGUACUGAACAUGACGAGGGAAAAAAAGAAGAGAGCCCCCAAAUAGUGCUACUGCUUUCAAAGAGAAACUAAAACUGACUACGCACCGACUUUGUGAGUGCAGUUACGCAUAUCACGUGAGCUACACGUUGGCCUUUUGAAAAAAAAAGAGCCUGAAGCUGUUCGCUUUAAUAUCCAGGGCUUUUUUUUUCUCGUGAUAAUUCCGUGUAGCAAGGCAGUCGUGCGUACCAGCCUAGGGAUGGAUGAUUGCGCAGCGGGCGGCAUUUCACAGCACUCAGUUUAAUAUCAGUAGUUGCUGUAACAAGACGAGUCAACUUCUUGGAAGCUUGUUGA